AUUAAGUCAAAAAUGACACUUUCAAAAUUUUAAAUGAAGAAUUAGAUCAAAAUUUAAGAGAAAUCGGGAUCAUCAUCAAAAAUUAAUUGUGAGAAUAUUAUUUUUUGAAAAAAUGGCAUGCAAAAAAUGCGGAUACAAUUGUGGAAAUGAAAAAAAAUUUUGCUAUACAAGCUACAUUUGUUGUUGUAAAUGUGGUCAAUCUCUUUGUAAAGAGACGGCCAUAUGCUGGUUGGGUGAGUAUUUUUGUUCUAGUUGCAAACCGGAGUGUAUAGACCCAUGUUGCGAUGGAAUAAAAUUUUGCAAAAUUUGCUCAUCUAGAAGUAUCAGUGUGCCAUGUUGCAAAAAUAAUAAUUCGAAUUUUGGUUGUAAGGCUUUUGAGUCGCAAUGUUGUAUGAAGAGGACAAGGUCUUGCUGUGCAUUUCCCAGUCAAAAAACAUGGAACUGGCCAAUUCCUAGAGAAACAGCAAACUUUUAUAAUAGAAAUCACAAUAGACCCAACUUGUUUGACAAUUGCUGUACAAGAUUCGAUAAAAAAUGUGGGUGCAACGAACUAAAAGAUUGUUGUGGGAGAAAAUGUAAAAAAGUUCCUAAAUGUCCUAUGAUCAUCAAAAAACCUACCCCUAACGAAUGUAUCCCAAAAGAGUGUUGCUCAAUUUUCAACUGCACGAUAAAAAAUUGCAGUGACAGUUGCGUUCCUAGUACCAGAGGUUGUUCAAGGGGAUGUUCCCCUCCCCCUUGUCAAAAUAGAGGUUGCGGAUCCCCUAUAAGAUGCCCCCCGAGAAAAGUAUGUUGCCCCCCAAAUGAAUGCGGAGAAGGUCCCAGGUGCUACGAUCCCUGUAAGAAUAUUAAAAAAUCUUGCGCCCCCCCACCGUGUUGUCCCCAAAAAAACCCAUGCUACAAGCCCAGAUGUAGACCUAGAAACUGCUCACCUAAAUGUACUACAGCCUCCCCAAAAUGCAAAAGAUUGGUUCUGGACGACUGUCAAAAUUUUUGCUGUCUAUCAAAAUGUCCACCUAAAGAUUGCCAAAAAAAUCCCUGCGCAGAAAAAAAAUGUUGCUGCAUAGCAAAGGAGUUCACAAACUGCCACAAGUUUUGCAAACCUCUAAAAAGACCAGUAAAUUGUUUACCUGAAAUAAAAUGCUGUGGAAAAGGGUUUUCUUAUAAUAAAUGUGGGGAACCAUGUUGUCCUUUGGAGCCCCUAGGCUGCCGUGAGUGCUGCGAGGUGAAAUGCGAACCGUGCGGUUUGAUGACUCCGGACGAGGUCCGUAAAAAGUUGGAAAGGAUGGCCAGAGUGAACAAGGACUGUCAAACGAAGAAUUGCAAGAAAAAUUUGAGGGUUUGCUGCCAGGACGAAGGAGCCGACUGCUGUGACAAAGACGUCUGCACAGGUUGCACCAGUUGCCGGCCCUGUCCUUUUGUAACGCCUAGGUGCAUAAGAUGUAAACAAAAAGUGUACGCAGCCGAACAAAUAUUAGUUAAGGAUGGCGUUUUUCAUAAUAAUUGCUUUACAUGUCACUGUUGUAAUAAAGUUUUGGACAUUAUAAAUGUUUACGAAGGGUGUGGAGAAAUAUACUGUAAACAAUGUUAUAAUCAUUUCUUUGGACUACACUACUACGGCUAUGGAGCCUUUAAAUCAUAAUCACCAGUAAAAAAUUUAAUUUUUUAUGUAAAAAAUAAAAUAAAACGUCUUGUCUUGA
Brassicogethes aeneus is the source of this 1697-nucleotide messenger RNA. The record is from the annotation of a GenBank genome assembly. Lineage: Eukaryota; Metazoa; Arthropoda; Insecta; Coleoptera; Nitidulidae.